GGGCGGUUCAGUCCCGCGGGCCGCCGCCGCCGCCGUCGAGGGGGAGAGACAGAGAGGGGCAGUGGUUUUGAGUUCAGAGUGAGGCCAGGGGGGCGGCGGGGAGUGGAGUAGAGGAGGGGGAAGAAGGGAGGAAGGGGGUCGUGGGUCGCCGUCGCCGGCGGAGCAUGUCGUCGCUGGGGACGUCCAAGGGGGUUCUGGAGAUCGCCAAGUUCGGCGUCUACGUCUCCGUGCCCGUCGCGCUCACCUACCUCGUCGCCACCGACUCCAAGACGCUCAAGAAGCUCAUGGGCCUCCGUCCGUAUGUGGUUUAUCCACCUGAAGGUCCACGACCACCACCGCCCGAAGAACUUCGUGAGAGGGCUCGGGAAAUAGCUCGGAAGAGGCAGCAGAGCUGAGUGGAUUGGUGACUAGGGAACAUCACAGAUCAUAAAUCCAGCUCACAGAAAUGGUAGAGAAUGUCACUCUGGUUGUUGAUAUGGAACAUUUGUUUGGCCCUGGUCUGUAACAUCCUUUUGCUGCUGUUGUCGUAAUAACAUUGAAGUGGCUGUGGGUUAUCUGCUUUGAGCUGUGAGAAUUGCCUACAUGUAAUUCACUGUAUUUCUUGUUGGGAGCCAAUUCAAAUGGCACAUUUGAGUUCUAGGCUCUCCAUUAAAUGGUACAGAAUAAAAGAAAGGCCAUAUUUCGUA
This is a messenger RNA of Panicum hallii, 686 nucleotides long. RefSeq lists its product as uncharacterized. The record is from RefSeq and is a predicted model, not a curated record. Gene Ontology annotation, biological process: mitochondrial respiratory chain complex IV assembly. Gene Ontology annotation, cellular component: mitochondrion. The coding region runs from base 165 to 395 and encodes 76 amino acids. The transcript has 2 exons. Lineage: Eukaryota; Viridiplantae; Streptophyta; Magnoliopsida; Poales; Poaceae.